GUACUGUGAAGAAGAGGGAGAGAGAGAGAGAGAGAGAGAGAGAGCUGGGAACAAUAAUGGUGGUGAAGGUGUAUGGUCCAGACUAUGCUUGCCCAAAGCGUGUGAUCGUUUGUCUAAUUGAAAAAGGGAUUGAAUUUGAGACUGUUCCCAUUGAUCUCAUCAAAGGGGAACACAAACUUCAAGAAUUUCUCCAACUACAGCCCUUUGGAGUUCUUCCUGUCAUUCAAGAUGGAGACUACACUUUAUUUGAAUCAAGGGCCAUCAUAAGGUACUAUGCAGAGAAGUACAAGUCGCAAGGAACAGAAUUGCUUGGAAAGACAAUAGAGGAAAGGGGUUUGGUGGAACAAUGGCUGGAAGCUGAAGCGCACAACUUUCACCCACACAUCUACAACUUGACUAUCCAAAUACUUUUCAGCUCCAAAAUGGGAUUCACAGCUGAUGAGAAGUUGAUUCAAGAGAGUGAAGAGAAACUUGGGAAAGUGUUGGACAUCUAUGAGGAUAGGCUUUCAAAGUACAAGUACUUGGCUGGUGAUUUCUUCAGCCUUGCUGAUCUUAGCCACCUUCCUUUCACCCAAUACUUGGUGGGUCCCAUGGGGAAGGAGUACAUGGUUAAGAAUAGGAAGAAUGUGAGUGCAUGGUGGGAUGAUAUCAGCAACAGGCCUUCUUGGAAGAAGGUCCUCCAACUCUAGGUUAGGGCUAAGUCUCGGUCUUCUGUUUUUAAAUUUCUUUAUUCUGAUCUUUUAUGAUAUUCACGACUAUUGAAUCAUAAUAGGUUAAUGAUUGUGAAUAUUUUCUAACGAAGGGAUAGAGAGAUUUGAGACAGAGGACUCUUGCUUUAGUCUGAAUGCUGGCCCGUUUGACUUUGGAAGUUUAGGUCAUCUUUGAAUAAAAGAAAAAGUAGUGUGUGAUUCAGAUUCCGUUGAAUUUGGAUCAUUUAUGAAUAUUGAGUCUUGGGUUUGUUGCUUUAUUGCAAAUAAAAUGUUUCUAGUGUUUGUCUAUGUCUAUCUCUCUCUCUCUCUCUCGGGCUAUGUUGUCCUUGAGUUUUGAGUUUCUAUCAUCCUUUUAAGUGUACUGUUUGUUUGUUGUUUGUAAUGUUCAAUGUCUUCUCUAUUAUAUGAGAA
This is a messenger RNA of Camellia sinensis, 1121 nucleotides long. Its product is annotated as glutathione S-transferase F9. Gene Ontology annotation, cellular component: cytoplasm. Gene Ontology annotation, molecular function: glutathione binding; glutathione transferase activity. Gene Ontology annotation, biological process: glutathione metabolic process. The record is from RefSeq and is a predicted model, not a curated record. Lineage: Eukaryota; Viridiplantae; Streptophyta; Magnoliopsida; Ericales; Theaceae.